This is a messenger RNA of Stegostoma tigrinum, 2093 nucleotides long. Its product is annotated as tetraspanin-18-like. Gene Ontology annotation, cellular component: membrane. The record is from RefSeq and is a predicted model, not a curated record. Lineage: Eukaryota; Metazoa; Chordata; Chondrichthyes; Orectolobiformes; Stegostomatidae. The coding region runs from base 94 to 828 and encodes 244 amino acids. The transcript is spliced from 8 exons.
AUGACCUCAAGGCUUCAGUGGUUUUAGAAUCCAGUGUAGGCAGAUUUCAGAAGCUCAUUCACAGGAAGGAAUCACAGUUGCCAAUGAGUUAAGAUGGGCCGCUUUGAAUGUGUCAAGCACUUGAUGGUUGCCUUUAAUAUUCUGAUCUGUUUAAGUGGACUUCUCCUCCUGGCAGUUGCACUACUGCUGUUACUCCACCCCUCUGAACUUAGACACAUUGUGUCAAUCAAUACGGUGAUCUUCGCUGGAACAGUUUACGUUAUUAUUUUAUCUAUUGUGCUCCUCAUUCUUGGAAUACUGGGAAGCGUUGCAGCCUACCGGGAAAGCAGGGGUCUGUUGAUGCUUUUCUUCAUGCUAAUUCUGGUGGUCUUCAUGGUCGAGCUGGGUGCUGCCAUUAGUGCUUUACUCUUCAAGUAUCAAUUGACAAAGGACUAUUUUGAAGAUGAUCUGGUAAAUUACUAUACUGGAGACAAUCAGACCAAUAGUUACACAGCCAUUUCCAAUUCCAUCAUGAUCUCAUUUGAAUGCUGUGGCGUGAAUGGUCCGAAGGAUUUCUUAUACACCAUAGAGUUUGUCAUUCUGAACCCUUUCCGUGAGGUGCCAGAGGCUUGUUGCAAGAGGAACAAAUUUACAGCCGACAGAGCAAUCAUCAAUGCAGAAGAAUGCUUCUCUGGAACCGUUGACUUCAUCAACAAUAAGGGCUGCUUCGAUCAUAUUUCAGAGCAGGUGGAAUAUUAUCUUUAUGGGAUUGGAGCGGUGAAUGUUUGGAUCAUAAUAAUUGAGAUAUUUGUGAUGAUCUUUGCAAUGUGGCUAUACCAACGAGCUUAGGAGAGCUCUCCCUGGCCCAGUCUGACCAAGGCUGUGUUAAUGUUUAAUAUUGACAGAGGCAGACAGGCACCUAGUGCCAACAAUAGGAACUGCAUCACUUUGUGGAGCACUUCAAUGUAAUAGACACUUCAAACAUUUUAAUCAUCAGAGUAUGAGCUGAAAGUAUGACCUGUGACAGAAGACUGGACAGAGAAUUUGACUGGAGGUUGUGAACGCAGGUGGAACCAAUACAGUGGGGAAGAGGGGGAAGAUCAGUUUGAAUUCGUAAAUGAAUGAAUGUACAUACAAUAGGCUAUACAAAUGUACAAGAGAUAAACAAUAGAUCUUACCUCCUGAAUCAAUUUCUGAUAUUGUUGACUUUCUUUAACUGAUACAGCAAGUUUUUUGCUGUGUGGGGCAAUAUAAAUAAUUUAUAAUUUGAGCCAUUUAUAUCAAAUAAUAUUCUGGCUGAUGGUUGCUGAUGUUAGGGACCACGGCACAAGGUUUAGGAGUUUGCUGAGGUAAGGGCUGGUACUGUUGGAUAUGGGUGAGAAUGUGUGCUGUAGCUGGGUAAUGUAGGAUGCGUGUUGUAGGCUGGGCAAUAUAGGGUGGGUGUUGUAGGCUGGGUGAUAUAGGGUGAGUGAUACAGGAUGGGUGCCGUAGGGUGGGUGCUGGUGGGUGAUACAGGGUAGGUGCCGUGGGGUGGACGCUGUAGGGUGGUUGAUAUAGAGUUGGUGUCUUAAUGUGGGCAUUGUGGAGAGGUUGAUAUAGGGUAGGUGAUAUAGGAUGCAUAAUAUAGGGAGCAUGAUUUAGGGUGGACAAUGUAGGGUGAGCAAUAUAGAGUGGGUGAUAUAGGCUGGCUGCUAUAGGGUGGGCUAUAUAGGGCAGGUGAUAUAGGGUGGGCACUUUAGGGUUGGUGAUAUAGGAUGGGUAAUAUAGGGUGGCUGAUGUAGUUAGUGAUGUGGGUGCUGAUGUAGGGUAGAUGCUGUAGGUGGAUGUUGUAGGGUGGAUGAUGCGGGGUACUGCUGUAGGGUGAGUGAUAUAAAGUGAGUGAUAUAGGGUGGGUGUUGUCAGGUGGGUGCUGUAGGCUGGGUGAUAUAGGGUGGGUGUUGUAGGGUCAGUGCUAUAGGUUGGGUAAUGUGGGGAAGUGCUGUAGGUUAGGUGAUUAUAGCGUGGGUGAUAUAGGGUGUGCGCUGUUUGUUGACUGAGUAAGGCAUUACCAUCAGCUCAGUCACUAGAGGCUGAAUCAACCAAUCAGUUUCCAGUUCUGACACCUCUUGUCUUGU